UGAACUAUCGAUCAGGCCCUCAUGAACCACAGUCAAACGUCCAAGGCCAGUUGCAAAUGUAAGUACAUAUAUACCCUGACCAUUGCCCAAGGUACAGUACGUACUCGACAUCUCAAUUCCAUUCAACACAUCAGCACAGCACAGCUCAAUCUUGCAUUACCAGCCACCAUCUAAUACACAUUUCUCCAUUCCAUCCCUUCUCAAUCUGAAAACAUGAUCUCCAUCACAAGCACGAUCCUCGCCAUCCUCCCAGUGCUCAGCACUCUGGUCAGCGCCAACCCCAUUGCCGCGCGCACAUCCAACGUCUCAGUAACGUUCAUCGGCGCCGCUGACGCCCAAUACACACUCGACAUCCCGGCCUCCAGCACCUGGACGCCGACCAAUAAUGUCCUGUCCAUAAGCCACAUCAGCACCAGCGCCGGCGGGCCCUGCGUGUUCUUCGGCGUCGAUGGCGUCGUCUUCGUGGCUCCCGCAGAGGGAGGAUACGGUGACGUUGGCCCGCCCCAGACCAUCGCCGGUGGUAUCUGUGGACCGUUCCCUGGUUCAGACUACGGAAUGUGGUAAUCAUAGUUGCAUUUCUUUCCAUCUUUGCUCUUUCUGCCGAUGGCACACAGACACAUGUACAGUACAGCACAGCACAGCAUAGCGAAGGGGCGUUUUCAUCCUGAUACCAGACAGACUACGAUGGGGUUGAUAAUGGGCAGGGAAUUGGGGGAAUAAUCAUCAAUGUACACCAGUUCAGACAAAAUAGUCAUGAUAUUUUACAUUCAAUUACUUGACCAUUCCACUU
Messenger RNA from Exophiala viscosa, 790 nucleotides. RefSeq lists its product as uncharacterized. The record is from RefSeq and is a predicted model, not a curated record. Bases 214 to 564 code for a protein of 116 amino acids. NCBI's taxonomy places the organism in Eukaryota, Fungi, Ascomycota, Eurotiomycetes, Chaetothyriales, Herpotrichiellaceae. The transcript has a single exon.